This is a messenger RNA of Brassica napus (rape), 3048 nucleotides long. RefSeq lists its product as uncharacterized. The transcript is spliced from 7 exons. Lineage: Eukaryota; Viridiplantae; Streptophyta; Magnoliopsida; Brassicales; Brassicaceae. The coding region runs from base 1838 to 3007 and encodes 389 amino acids. The record is from RefSeq and is a predicted model, not a curated record.
GCCUUAAUCUAGAUUAUAGAUUCGCUCAGUCGUCACGUGGAUUAAUUAUUAGCUAAUCAAAAGCAUCAUCCUCUUUUAUAAUAAAAUAUUGUACUAAUACGAUCUGGUCUGACUUUUGAAUUUACCACAGAGGACGCAGACAGGCUAAUUAUUAGCUGGUUUUCACAUUUUGUCAAUAACUAUCUUCCAAGUACACACAUGCCAGAAGUGACGUGGCAUCAAAUUUCAGCAUAGAAGUAGAAUUGUAGGACACAUUCAGACACCAAACUCCCUGCGUUUAGAUUUUGUUCUCUCUUCUAAAUGACUAGUCAUGCCACUCCCAGACUAGCCAUAAUCUAAAUUUUAUGACUAGUAAUGUUUUUUUUUUUUUUUACAAAAUCAUAUUUUUAACUUCUUCACUUGUUAUACGUAUAUUUGUGCAGACUGAUAUACUAUUGCUUUGCUUCUUUGAAAUUUGUACAUACAUCAGGUGUUUUUAAUAGAGAAUAUUACUUUGUCUCUUUCAUUUUUUUGGUUUGACUACCUUUCUUUCAGCUUUCUUUGUCGCCACAUUUUCAAAAUUCAGUACCAUAAUUUUUCCUGGAUCACCUUUUUCCUUCUCUCAACUUUCUGGGCCACCCUUUUCCCAUAAUUGAUAAACCAAGUGUGAUUUUUGAUUAAUUCAUUAAUUAAUUAAAUUAAACAAAAUUAUAGAUGUGUAGCCCAAUCCUAUAAUAAUCCACGCUUAAUGGUUUUUUCUUCCUUUUCUUCUAAUUAGAUUUUGAAAUUAACAUAAUUGAGUUUUGAACUUCUUUUUCAUGGUUCCAUUUAAAUGUCUUGUUUUGAAUUACUGAUGCUAUAACCUUAUUUAUGUGACAAUGAAUUUAGACCGUGUAUAUAUAUAGGAAGUCGAAAGAAGACACGAAAGAUAAAGAAUUUUUUUUUUGGUAAAAGAAAGAUAAAGAAUUCUCACAAGUUUUGGGAAACGAUUCUUGUUUUGUCGUUAAAGUGACACGUACUGUUAUAUAUCUUCUUCGCAUCGGUUUCUACUUUGGUCUAACUAAAACAAAAAAAAAAAAAAUUGCAAAGAAUUAUAAUUAAAAAUGUAAGUUUGUUAUCGUUUCUUUUGUAAGCAACCAUUACGUACGUUGUUAACUUGUUAUCCUAUGAAAACACUAAUAAUUGAAUCUACUAAAACACACAAAAAACAAACAUAUAUAGAAUGGUGAAACUGGAAAACAAGAAAAUAAUAAUAAUAACAAGGACUUAAUUAUAAUUAAAAGUAAGAAGUUUAAACGUUGCUUUCCACAGUAUAUUUAGCUUAUUUUAGUUUCUUUCAUAAACAAAAAUUACUUUGUUAUCUAUGAAAACAUUAAUAAUUGAGUCUACUAAAACAUAUAUACGCACUAAUAAUUUGCCCUAAAAGCACCUAAAACAAGCAGAGAUACAACGUUCGAAACUGGAAAUGAAUGAAGGGUAGCGAGACAAAGAGAGUAAGAGAUAGUGGGUGUACUUCUUCUUAUACGCAUCAUCCUCCUCUUUAAAUAUCUUCAUCACUUCGUGUUCUUCAUAUAUAAUUUACCUUUGUUAAGGAAACAACAAUAAACGAACCUCUCUCUCUCUCUCUAAACUCUCUUUAUACACAAGACUGUGGAGUCUGCAUGAUGCUGGUGCUAAUAAGAAACGCAGAGGCAGCUUUCAGAUGAUAAUUGAUCGCUUAUUAAUUCAGCGACAGUUACGACUCAGUUGCGACUCAUUUCGGCGACUCCACUAACCGUAACAGCGACACUUUUUGAUCUCAUCACCUUCAUCGUAACGUCCUAUUUCUUGUUGCGGCGAUCUUCCGCCGAACAGGGCCAUGAUACGGGUCAUUCAUCUAGCUCUUCUUUUACUCAUAGCCACAACUGCCCAGUCACAUAAUUAUAUCCUGGCUUCCGAUGGAGACACCGUAGAAUGCGUCGACCGGAAUAAGCAACUAGCCUUUAAAAACUAUCUGUUGCGAAACCACAAAAUCCAGGAAACACCAUCAGAUUAUCCUAUUAUGAAGAAGGUGCAAAAGAAAAGCAUCUGGUCAACUUCUGAAGCGCAAAUUAGCACCGCAAAGUGUGAGAUCGGAACAGUGCCGAUACGACAAAAAGAGGCUAUUUCGAAUCAUCAGAGAACCCCAAAAACUAGCACCAAUUCUACGUUUACUCCCCAACACGAGUAUGCGGAAGCAUCUGUGCAUGCCCCGCCGAAGCUAUACGGUACCAGAGCAACCAUUAACUUAUGGAACCCAUUGGUCGAAGAUAGUGCAGCUGAAUUGAGCAUAUCCCAAAUAUGGCUUUCCUCCGGGGAUUAUGACACACAUGAUCUAAAUACCAUAGAAGUUGGGUGGCAGGUAUGUCCGGGGCUAUACAACGACAGCAAAACAAGAUUUUUCAUCUACUGGACGAGUGACGGAUACAAUAUAACCGGUGGCUACAACCUUGAAGAACCUGGAUUUAUUCAGAUUAGUAACAAUAUUGUCUUGGGAGGCUCUAUUACGCCGAUAUCUAGCUUUGGAGGAAGCCAAUACGAGAUGACAAUUCUCGUUUGGAAGGACCGGAAAAGCGGAAACUGGUGGUUAAGUGUUGGGACUAACAACACAAUAAUAGGAUAUUGGCCUCGGGAGAUUUUCACUUCCUUAGCAGAUCACGCGGUUGCGGUGGACUGGGGAGGUGAGAUUGUAAAUUCUCAGAGGUUUGGUCGACACACGAAGACCGAGAUGGGCUCGGGACAUUCUCCCGAGGAAGGUUUCGGGAAAGCGAGUUAUUUCCGAAACAUAGAGACUGUAGACUGCUACAACACCUUCCAGUCAAGCCAGGUGAUACAUCCGCACGCUGAAAUCACGAACUAUAACAUCAGCGUUUUUCGUACCGAUGAUUGGGGCACCUCGUUCUUUUACGGAGGAUCAGGAUCUAGCCAUACGCAUUCAGGAGUUGCUCCACUAAGUUUAAGUUUUUCUCUUAUUUAUCUUAUUUUUAGUAUAUUUUUCAUUAUCAUUUAGUUUAUUUCGUAUUUUAAUAUUUUUUUUUUUUUUUUUUUUUU